This is a messenger RNA of Tachysurus vachellii, 1071 nucleotides long. RefSeq names its product chromosome 19 C1orf52 homolog (gene c19h1orf52). The coding region runs from base 113 to 760 and encodes 215 amino acids. The record is from RefSeq and is a predicted model, not a curated record. The transcript has 3 exons. Lineage: Eukaryota; Metazoa; Chordata; Actinopteri; Siluriformes; Bagridae.
CUCGUGUCGUCAUCAGGGAGCGCCGCAGAGAAAAUGGCCGCUUGUUGUUAUUGUUGACAUGUUGGCGUUAAAGCAGCGUAAGCUUCGUUAAAUCCCCGCGCCCGUGUGCACGAUGUCUGACGAGGAGAAGGCGAGCGGUGAAGGCAGGAACUUCUUCAUUAGUUACAGCGACAGCAGCAGCAGCAGCGACUCGAGUGACGAGGAGCAGAAAACAUCACAAACAUCACAGAAGAAGCUGAAACUCGACCUGAAACAGAGGUCUGAUGGCGCAGCGGCUCCGUUACCCAAACCGGACGAGCUGUUUAGAUCCGUGUCCAAACCCGCUUUCCUUUACAACCCUCUGAAUAAACAGAUCGACUGGGAAAGCCGCAUUGUUAAAGCUCCUGAAGAGCCUCCUAAACAGUUCAAGGUGUGGAAGAGCAACGCGGUGCCUCCUCCUCAGAGCUACGAGGUGAAGGAGAAGAAGGGGCCACCUCCAGGUAUGGACAUGGCCAUAAAGUGGUCCAGCGUGUACGAGGACAACGGAGACGACGCUCCUCACAGACAAGCAGAGCAAGCUCGGUUCCUCCCUGACGACGAGCUGGUGCAUUCUGAUGACGACGACGACGAUGACGAUGAGAAGAAGUCGAUAUCGGCUAAGAAGCGCAGAGUGGAGACUUUCCAGCAGAAGGAGAAGAGGAAGCGAGAUCUGGGCCAAGCCACUUCUGAUAAGAACUUUGUGGAGGAGGAAAAGAGGAUCUUGAGGCAGUGCGUAGAGUGAAGGACGUACGAAGCUUCACGGUGCUCAGAGACGAAGCUAACGAAAGCCUGUAGAGAGCCGAACACACAACUGACUGGAUCAGAGAAUAUGUAGUGAAUUAAACACUUUAAUAAAUCGUUCUAGAGAAGUAAUAGUGGUGUAUCACUAGUACCACACAGAUGUUGAUUACUUUCUUAUAACUGCAUGUUAUGAAGUGGUUUAUUCAUCUUAUAAAACUGCAAUUUGGCUUUUUAACAAAAUACAGUCAGAAUUUGAUGUUGUUUGUUGUGAGUGAUGUUAAAUCUGUGCGAUUAAACCGAAUCACAUCGAGA